Molecule: messenger RNA, 1668 nt
Organism: Aspergillus mulundensis
Lineage: Eukaryota; Fungi; Ascomycota; Eurotiomycetes; Eurotiales; Aspergillaceae
Exons: 2
Coding region: 1-1668 (555 amino acids)
Biological process (GO): transmembrane transport
Molecular function (GO): transmembrane transporter activity
Source: RefSeq, a predicted model, not a curated record
AUGUGGGUUUUGUUUCAGUACCGGCGCAUCUGGAAAGACGUCGAACGUGAACUAGUUCCGGAAUGGCAAGACGUUAGCCGCCCCUGCGAGCACGAGCAGAUGGAGGUCCACCACAAGUACGACGAACACCAUACGCAAGAGGAAAUCAAUUCGCUAUACUUUAAUGAUGAGGUUGGCAGCAUCGACGCCCACAGUUGGAAUACCGCGACCAAAUGGAUGGCAACGUUGAUCGUCUGCUGCAUCUCCGGAGUCGUGGCGAUGGUGACUGCGAUCCAGGCAUCGCUUGUUACCGUCAUAGCAGCGGACUUUCAAGUGUCGCAGGAGGCUGAGAACUGUGCAACUGGUAAGAUCUCUCCAUUUAUCGUGGACACUGCUAAACCCCUAGGCAUGUUCCUGUUCGGCUUCGCUGUCGGCUCCCUCGUCACCGGCCCCUUCUCCGAAACAUGCGGACGGAAUCUUGUGUUCAGCGUCACCAUGGGCCUGAUGAUGUGCUGCCUCGCACUCUCAGGCAUUUCGCACACCCUCGCCCAGCAACUCGUCUUCCGAUUCCUAGCCGGCUUCCUGGGUUCCAGUCCGCUAGUCUGUGCUGGCGGCUCCAUCUCCGAUAUGUGGACGCCCGUCGAGCGAGUCUACGUCUUCCCGGUCUUUGCCAUAGUCUCCUUCAUAGGGACUCCGAUCGCGCCAAUCAUCGGAGGCUAUCUCGCCCGGAACAACGCAUCCUGGCGGUGGAACGACUGGAUCAGCAUCGCCGUCACCGGCUUCUUCCUUCUGCUGGUCGUCCUAAUCCUCCCCGAGACCUUCCGGCCCCUCCUCCAGCGAGCCAAAACACACGUCAUCAGGAAACGGACGGACAAGUGGGAGGUCCCCGAAAACCCCCAAUUCAAAGCUCAGCCGCCCCUCUGGCGUAAAAUCAUCGAUGGCCUCUGGCGCCCGUUCGUCCUAACCGCGUACGAGCCCAUCGUCGUGCUCUUCACCUUUUACCUCUCUCUCAUCUACAUCAUCCUCUUGAGCUCCCUGAGCGGAUACACCUUCAUCUUCAGCAAUACGUACGGGCUAGACAACGCGCAAACAGGCCUUACAUUCCUCGGCAUGCUCGCGGGCAACUGCGCCUCAGGCUUCCUGAUCCCCUACGGAAAGAAGCUGUACGCCCGAGACCUUGAAAAAGCCAUCGCCAUGGCGGAAGAGCACAACGACGACCAACGCCGCAACCACUCCGACUCCGACUCCCAGGAGCUCAUCAAAACAGAGGACGUCUCCCCGCCCCCAGAAAGCCAGCUCUACUACGCCAUGGUCGGCGCCCCCUUCAUCCCGAUUUCACUCUACUGGAUGGCGUAUACCGCCCGCCCGGAUAUCUCCUACUGGAGCCCCAUAGUCGGCUCCUCGCUCUUCGGCUUCGGCUUCUCGCUCGUUUUCGUCUCAUGCUACCAGUAUCUGUCCUCGUGCUACGGCAUCUGGACGGCGUCUGCGCUGUCGGCUGUGAACUUUCUCCGCGCGUUGGCGUCGGGUGGCAUGUUUAUUGCUAGCAUGCCCAUGUAUCAGGCCAUGGGCGUGAUGUGGACGCUCACGAUGCUGGCUAUUGCGGCGACGGUGAUGGUCCCCGUCCCGUAUGCGUUUUAUAAGUGGGGGAGGAAGGUGAGGAAGUUGAGUAAGCAUGCUUGUAAGGAUUGA